GAUCGCGAUGUGGGUUUGGGGAUCUAAGCAUGGGAAAUGGUAGUCCCCAAACAUUAAGAGCUGGCGGUCCAUGGCACUGGUAACCCAGGUGCUUUGUGUGUGCGGCCGGUCCUACUCUCGGCCGCCCGCCGCCAUCCGUAACCCCGGACACCCGCCGGCAGCGCACCUUGCGCCGAUUCUCGAAAGAGAUGCACGCCGGGCGCGGCGCAUGGCUUCGGGGUCCCUGCCGGCCGCUACGCAGUUUACGUAGCGAACGGACGCCCGCGCAGGCGCAGGAGUGGGGCGGAGCAGCGGGAGCCAGGGAGCUGGAGCCCGGUGUCCCGGCGACCGGAUUCCGCUCACCCCGCAGCGGCCCGAGAACCUGACAGCGACUUCCUCUUAUUCACCGGGGCUGAGGGUGGACGCGGUGGGGGAACACGUCUGGAAUCUUAAGGACAGAGGAAGAAGCCUCCCAAUCCGGAUUAUUGGAGGGGAAAGAGGAACCAAGCUUGGGGAGGGGGAGAGCGGGGCGUUGGGCGCCCCCGCAGCGGCCGCUGCCCUAAGCUGACGGGCAUUGGCCGGCUCUCCCCCUCCUGCCAGCCGGACACGAGCGACCAAGGCCAGGGACUCUGUGCCACUGCAUCCUCGCAUCUUGGCUCUGGGGCUGGCCCAGGGAGGGACACCCCAACCUCCUUUUCAUUUGCCCUGGGUAGGAAAGACUACCCUUAUACACUUUCAGAGUGACGGGUACUGGGCUCAGGGCCCAGGUUACCCGUGCCCACCCCUAGCCCCAUCCCCGACUCUGCUGAGGAGGGAAGGCCUGACAACCCCAAGUUCUUUUUUUCCAGAGUUCCCAGGUCUCACCACCUCUUGCAGUUCCCACCCCUCCAUAUUUAUUUCCUGGCUUCUGGCCCUCUAUCUCUCUCUCCCGGUUUCAGGCCUCCCUCCUUGACAUGGAGAGUAACCUGUCUGGUCUGGUGCCUGCAGCUGGGCUGGUACCUGCACUGCCGCCCACAGUGACCCUGGGGCUGACCGCUGCCUACACUGCCCUAUACGCUCUGCUCUUCUUCUCUGUCUAUGCCCAGCUCUGGCUGGUGCUUCUGUAUGGGCACAAGCGCCUCAGCUACCAGACGGUAUUCCUGGCACUCUGUCUGCUCUGGGCGGCCUUGCGGACUACACUUUUCUCCUUCUACUUCCGAGAUACUCCCAGGGCCAACCGCCUGGGGCCCUUGCCAUUUUGGCUUCUCUAUUGCUGUCCUGUCUGCCUGCAGUUCUUCACACUGACGCUUAUGAACCUCUACUUCGUGCAGGUGGUGUUCAAGGCCAAGGCGAAGCGUCGGCCAGAGAUGAGCCGAGGCUUGCUGGCUGUCCGAGGGGCCUUCGUGGGUGCUUCACUGCUCUUUUUGCUGGUGAAUGUACUGUGUGCGGUGCUGUCCCGCCAGCGCCAGGCACAGCCCUGGGUCCUUCUGCUGGUACGUGUCCUGGUGAGCGACUCUCUCUUCGUCAUCUGUGCCCUCUCGCUUGCUGCCUGCCUCUGCCUCGUGGCCCGUCGAGCCCCUUCCACCAGCAUCUACUUAGAGGCCAAGGGGACCAGUGUGUGUCAGGCAGCUGCUAUAGGGGGUGCCAUGGUCCUGCUCUAUGCCAGCCGGGCCUGUUACAACCUGGCAGCUCUGGCCUUGGCCCCUCGGAGCCGGCUAGAUGCCUUCGAUUACGACUGGUACAACGUAUCUGACCAGGCAGAUCUGGUGAAUGACUUGGGGAACAAAGGCUACCUGGUGUUUGGCCUCAUCCUCUUCAUUUGGGAAUUGCUGCCCACCACAUUGCUGGUGGGCUUCUUCCGGGUACACCGGCCCCCACAGGAUCUGAGCACCAGUCGAAUCCUCAGUGGGCAGGGCUUUGGCUCUCGGUCCUACUUCUUUGACAGGGCGGGCCACUGUGAGGAUGAGGGCAUAGCCUGGGAGCAGAGCCGGAGUGAGAGCGCAAGCAUGUCCGGCAGCCUGGGUUCUGGCAGUUGGUAUGGUGCCAUCGGGCGUGAGCCAGGCUGGGGAGGGGCCAGCCAGACGAGGACCACUCCUCUGCUCUUCUCCCAGGUGCCAGGACCUGGUAGCCACUACCACAGCCUCUAUUCCACGCCACAGACGUGAUCUCCUUUUACUCCUCUUAGAGUACCCAAGCCCCAGUUCCCCUGACCCCUGGCCCCUGUGCCAAGGAUAUCUGCUGCUUCUUGCCCAGGAUGCCAGGAG
Molecule: messenger RNA, 2222 nt
Organism: Apodemus sylvaticus (European woodmouse)
Lineage: Eukaryota; Metazoa; Chordata; Mammalia; Rodentia; Muridae
Gene: Gpr137
Product: G protein-coupled receptor 137
Exons: 7
Coding region: 933-2123 (396 amino acids)
Biological process (GO): positive regulation of TORC1 signaling; negative regulation of bone resorption; negative regulation of osteoclast differentiation
Cellular component (GO): lysosomal membrane
Source: RefSeq, a predicted model, not a curated record